This is a messenger RNA of Oncorhynchus kisutch (coho salmon), 1783 nucleotides long. Its product is annotated as B2 bradykinin receptor-like. Gene Ontology annotation, molecular function: bradykinin receptor activity; C-C chemokine binding; C-C chemokine receptor activity. Gene Ontology annotation, biological process: cell chemotaxis; immune response; calcium-mediated signaling. Bases 592 to 1629 code for a protein of 345 amino acids. Lineage: Eukaryota; Metazoa; Chordata; Actinopteri; Salmoniformes; Salmonidae. The record is from RefSeq and is a predicted model, not a curated record. Gene Ontology annotation, cellular component: external side of plasma membrane; membrane. The transcript has a single exon.
CUUUUACUCGUGUCUUGAUAGAAUGAAAACACACUUUUGGGAAUUCCACUGAGGCUGUGCUGACUUACAGUACAGUGAGGGAGGUGUAGACAGAGCGAGUACCCCAUGCACUUUUACUUUUCUCUCGGGAGACUGAAAACAUACUCUCCAGAUUCCACUGAGUGAAGCUGUGCCGACUUACAGUACAGAGGGAGGGAGGUGUAGACAGUCAGUCCACAGAGAGUGUGCUCCAUGUCAUCCAGAUAAGAGAGAAGGACCAUCUGUUGCCUGCAGAGCCUUUUAGAUGACUGUACAUCACAGUGGUUUAUGUAAAGAGCUGAGGUGUGCUUCACAAGGCAACAGCACGCAGAGCCUGUGUACUCUUACUAAUAUCAAUAUUAGCCCUUCCAUUCUCUUCCUCCCCAGUCCAUUAGCGCAUUAUUAAUUGUAUUUUGAACCAGAGGGUAGCAGUUUACUUUACUUUGAAAUGAGAGAAGUCGUGGUACACAUGUUCAGUAGCAUUGACAUAAUUAAAAGCUUUUUUGAUGUUUUAUAAUAUAAAAUUGUGCUCCAACAUUGACACACACAAUCUCUCUUCAGACAGCUCUCGAAAUGGUCUCAAACUGGUCGGUGGACCCUUUAAUGGAGUGUAACCACACAGCAGCCUGGAAUUGGGUGUACUCCAUCCAGCCAGUUUACAUGUCCGUCAUCUGCCUGCUGGGAAUGGUGGGCAACACCUUCGUGCUGUGUGUGUUCUGCUUCCAGAAGAGACACAGCACAGUGGCAGACAUCUACCUGGGGAACCUGGCUGCUGCAGACCUCCUCAUGGUGUCCUGCCUGCCCUUCUGGGUGGUGGCGGUCAUACAGGAGUUCCACUGGCCAUUUGGUGAGCUUAUGUGUCAGCUGGUGAACAUUGUCAUUGGGAUGAACUACUACUGCAGUGUCCUGUUCCUUACGCUGGUGAGUGUGGACAGGUACCUGGUGCUGGCACGUCCCCUGUCGUCCCAGGGCAGGGGAAGAAAACCAGCCUGGGCCAGCGGGAUCUGUCUGGUUGUCUGGGUGGUGGGCGCUCUUCUCAGCCUCCCAGCCCUGCUCUUCCGAUCCGUCCAGUUCUUCCCCCAACUGGGGGUGGAGGCGUGCUACAUGGCAUACCCCCACGACGGCUGGAGGCUGCGCUACAACCUGACCGUCAACAUAGUGGGCUUUCUGGUUCCUAUACCCGUUGUGUCCUUCUGCAGCUACCACAUCAUCAGUGUCCUACGGGACAACCAGGCGAGCAGGAUGAGGAGCACGACGGCAGCAGGCACGGAGAGGAAGGCUGCCCACCUGGUGCUUAUCGUCCUGGCCAUCUUCAUCCUCUGCUGGCUGCCCUACCAGGUCGUCAUCUUCCUGGAUACCCUGUAUCACUAUGAGGUCAUCUCUGGCUGUGGCUGGGUGGAUGUGUUAGAAAUCAGCACUCAACUGGCUACCUACCUGGGCUACAGCAACAGCUCACUGAACCCUUUUCUGUAUGUGAUUGUGGGGAAGCACUUUAAGCAGAGGGCAAGAGGGGUAUGUAGACAGAUGAUGUGCUGUGGAAAGGGAAGGAAGUCCUAUCAUAUUGUCAAUCUCAACUCCACCAUUAAGUACACAGACUCCACUAAGGUAUGAUUUAUAAACCCCAAAUAACCAUGUCAUUUUAAGGCACAUAUUUCUGCACUAGCAUCACUGUUUUGUGUAACAGCAACUUGUGAAUGUGUUUUGUGUUUACAUUGUAUUUAGCUUUUGUGUGUUUUCUUUAAAUCAAAUCAAACUUUAUUUGUCA